Molecule: messenger RNA, 1068 nt
Organism: Psylliodes chrysocephalus
Lineage: Eukaryota; Metazoa; Arthropoda; Insecta; Coleoptera; Chrysomelidae
Source: the annotation of a GenBank genome assembly
AUGGAGAGACAACAGCGGUUUAAUAUUAAAACAAACGUGACAAAUGCAAAAUCAGCACGGAGUCCUUCACCCAAAAGGGUUCUACAUCUCGAUACUGAAGACAGUCCUCUUCAAAUAGCAUGUACGCAAGAAUCCUCAGAUAAUAUAGAUGUAGUAUGGGAUUGGAACUCGCCUCAAGCAAAAAAACAACCAAGGAAAUGCCAAAAACGGCUUUUAGUUCAAUCACCAAAAGUCCCUCUUAAGCGGCACCCAUCAGCAAACUCGGUGCAAGAAUUUGAGAAACUGAGAGAAGAACUAAAAUCUUUAAGAGAACAAUUGGCCUUUCCAGAUUAUGAAGAGAGUGUACCAUUAUCUCCAAUAGAAGAAGCAGAGUAUAAAUGUUUUAAAACAGAUAGUGUUGUUCAACAUAUACCAGAAGAUGAAUUUGAUGAUUUAAUGGACGAAAGUGUCAAUGAACAAUUAUUUGCUUUCAGUCAGCAAGUUGAAAAUGACCUAAAAAUUAAUGAAAAUAAAAAUAGACCCCAAACAAGUCCAGUUAGUCCUAAAAUCAAUUUUAAAAAGAUGAGUCCAAAGGAAAAACAGUUAGCUAAUGAUUCUUUUGAAGAAUUGUUAAAAAAAAUUGAUGUAAAAACACUUCAAGAAAGUCCUCCAAAUAGUGCAAAUUCUUUUGGUAGUAGGACAUCUUCUAAUAAUUCAACAGCAAAUGUAACUAGCCAUUCCAUACAUACAUGUUCUGGAAAAGUUGAAUUUCAUAGAACACAGAGUUUUGAAAUGGCAACUAAAGAUACUUAUUCCAAAACUUGUACUCAAGAUGAAAUAGAGAGGAAGAGACUAGAAGCACUAGCAAAAUUAGAAGCAAAGAGAAAAUUAAGUAUGACUACAUCAACAUUCCAGUGUUCUUCUGAAGAGAUUGAGCAGAAGAGACUUCAAGCAUUGGCUAAAGUAGAGGCCAAGCGACAAUAUGAUAUUAUAGAAAGGAAAAGGCAAGAGGCUCUUAAAAGACUGCAAAUGAAGAGACAACAAAAUGUAACUAGUGUUAAAAGUUCUUUAGCUACCAGACUAAAGUAA